Messenger RNA from Scaptodrosophila lebanonensis, 2376 nucleotides. RefSeq names its product high-affinity choline transporter 1 (gene ChT). Gene Ontology annotation, cellular component: plasma membrane. Lineage: Eukaryota; Metazoa; Arthropoda; Insecta; Diptera; Drosophilidae. Bases 33 to 1871 code for a protein of 612 amino acids. The transcript is spliced from 6 exons. The record is from RefSeq and is a predicted model, not a curated record. Gene Ontology annotation, molecular function: choline:sodium symporter activity. Gene Ontology annotation, biological process: choline transport; acetylcholine biosynthetic process; transmembrane transport.
CGCGCACAUACGAGUAUACACACAUCUUCAAAAUGAUUAACAUCGCUGGCGUUGUGAGCAUUGUGCUCUUCUACGUGCUCAUUCUGGUUGUUGGCAUCUGGGCAGGUCGGAAAAAGCAAGCGGGCAAUGAUUCCGAGGAAGAGGUCAUGUUGGCGGGGCGUUCGAUUGGUCUAUUCGUGGGCAUAUUCACCAUGACGGCUACGUGGGUGGGUGGCGGCUACAUUAACGGUACUGCUGAAGCCAUUUACACAUCGGGUCUGGUUUGGUGUCAGGCGCCCUUUGGCUACGCCUUGAGUUUGGUUUUCGGUGGCAUAUUCUUUGCCAAUCCUAUGCGCAAGCAAGGCUAUAUCACCAUGUUGGAUCCGCUGCAGGACUCAUUUGGGGAACGUAUGGGAGGACUGCUCUUUUUGCCUGCACUCUGCGGGGAGGUGUUCUGGGCGGCCGGCAUUCUGGCUGCAUUGGGUGCCACAUUGUCGGUCAUUAUAGACAUGGACCAUCGCACCUCCGUCAUUCUAUCGUCGUGCAUUGCCAUUUUCUACACACUAUUUGGGGGUCUGUACGCGGUGGCCUAUACAGAUGUGAUACAGCUCUUCUGCAUUUUCAUUGGACUGUGGAUGUGUAUACCAUUUGCUUGGAGUAACGAUCACGUGCGAAGUCUAAGUGAUAUGGAUGUGGACUGGAUUGGGCAUGUGGAGCCGAAGCAACGAUGGUUUUAUAUAGACUAUGGUCUGCUGCUGGUCUUUGGCGGCAUUCCCUGGCAGGUUUACUUCCAGCGAGUGCUCUCCAGUAAGACAGCGGGUCGGGCACAGCUGCUGUCCUAUGUGGCAGCAGCAGGCUGCAUUCUGAUGGCCAUACCACCGGUACUCAUUGGUGCCAUUGCCAAGGCUACACCUUGGAAUGAGACGGACUACAAGGGACCCUACCCGCUCACUGUGGAUGAGACCAGCAUGAUUCUGCCAAUGGUUUUGCAAUAUCUGACGCCCGAUUUCGUCUCUUUCUUUGGACUGGGCGCCGUCUCUGCUGCCGUCAUGUCCUCCGCCGACUCUUCGGUGCUGUCGGCUGCCUCGAUGUUUGCACGCAAUGUGUACAAAUUGAUUUUCCGUCAGAAGGCUUCCGAAAUGGAAAUCAUUUGGGUAAUGCGCGUUGCCAUAAUUGUCGUUGGCAUACUGGCCACCAUUAUGGCUCUGACCAUACCCUCCAUCUAUGGACUGUGGUCCAUGUGCUCGGAUUUGGUCUACGUCAUUUUGUUUCCACAAUUGCUGAUGGUUGUACACUUCAAGAAGCACUGCAAUACCUAUGGCAGUUUGGCUGCCUAUAUUAUUGCUCUGGUUAUACGUUUGUCCGGUGGAGAGGCCCUUCUUGGCCUACCCGCCCUCAUCCACUAUCCGGGGUAUGAUGUGGAGACGCAGACACAAUUGUUCCCCUUCCGCACCAUGGCCAUGAUAAUAAGCUUAGUCACAUUGGUUUUCGUCUCCUGGUGGUCCAAAAUGAUGUUCGAGUCCGGCAAACUGCCGCCCAGUUAUGAUUAUUUCCGUUGUGUUGUCAACAUACCUGAGGAUGUACAAAGAGUGGGUGAGCCCUCCGAAUCUGGUGAGCAAUUGUCGGUUAUGGCUGGUCCGCUGGCUCGCUCCUAUGGCGCCGCCACCAUGGCAGGCAAAGACGAGCGCAAUGGGCGCAUUAAUCCGGCGCUGGAGUCAGACGAUGACUUGCCCGUGGCGGAAGCCCGACGCAUGAAUGAGCAGACGGCGCAGGCGCAGGUGCAGAAAAUGCUGAGCAGUGCCACGGGAAAAGCGGGCGGUGGGGGUGGACAGAUGGGUCAAGGUAGCAUGGCCACAAUGCCAGCAGCAGUGCAGGACAACACCGCCUUCUAAGCGCUGCAUUGGGAAUGAAAGUUUGUCGACCUCUCUCUAAGUUGUAAGUUCUUCAUUUGAGUUGCGCUCUUCAGGCAUGAUGAACUAAAAAUAUUGAUCUUAAACAACGUCUGUUGAAAACACAUAAGUGCUCAGGUAAACAGUGCAGAAAGUUAAAAGUGAGUGUCUAAUUAAAUUUAUUUAGCCAAUAUCUUGUUUAAAGUUAUCUAUAAGCUUCAAGCAAUUUUCCUAAUCAACAGCUAAUUUAAAUAUAUUGUGUUUGCGGUCUUAGAUGAAAUUGAGUUCGCUUGAGUAGAAGUGCGUUAAUUUUGACUAGAUGGUAUAAUUAAUUGCGCAAAUCGAGUAUACUGAAAGGUUUCUUUUUUACUUGGCUUAAAUGUAAGAAAAUUUGAAACAUAAACUAUACAUAUAUAAAACAAAAAAGUAUUACCAUAUAUCGUACAUGCAUGAGGCAUUAAUUUAGAUGUUUUUAAAAUGAUUAUUUUUGCCUUUAAAGUUCGUAUGA